AUGACCCAAGUCGACAUCAGCACUGUCAUGUACCCAGAGGACAACACGCUGAAUGAGGACGCUGUCCGCGCCUACGCCCAGCAGUAUGUCGGGUCGUACCUGAACACCAUUUGGGACGAACCCCUGGGUGAAAAGUAUGGCUGGAACGCAACCGAGUGGCGCGCUGUAGUGACUCGCAUCCAGGAGAUCUCAAUGGAGGAGAACGGAGGCCACCCGAUCAUCUACGGCCUCGACUCGGUUCACGGCGCCAACUACGUCGACGGAGCUGUCAUUUCCCCCCAGCAGAUCAACAGCGGAGCAAGUUUCAACCCCGACCUCGUCUACGAAACGGGACGGAUCACGGCGCGUGACACCCAAGCGGCUGGAGUCCCGUGGGUCUUUGGCCCCAUUCUGGAGAUCUCCCAGAACCCCCUCUGGUCUCGCACGUACGAGACCUUCGGCGAGGACCCAUACCUGGCGGCCGUGAUGGGAGACGCCAUUGUCCGCGGUCUCCAGAGCUACAACCAAACGGCUGCCUGCAUGAAGCACUUCAUCGGAUACUCCAAAACCCCAACCGGUCACGACCGCGACAACGUCAUCAUGGCGGACUUCGACCUGCUGAAUUACUUCCUGCCGCCGUUCAAGGCUGCCAUUGAGGCUGGCGCCAUGUCGACGAUGGAGAACUACAUCUCGAUCAACGGCGACCCCGUGAUCGCGAGCCCUCGCAUUCUGAAUGACCUGCUCCGCUCGGACCUUGGCUUCGAUGGUCUCCUGGUUUCGGACUGGGCUGAGAUCAACAACCUCAAGGACUGGCACCGCGUCGUAAACAGCUACGAGGACGCCGUCCGCUUGUCACUCACGCACACCUCGCUCGACAUCAGCAUGGUACCGAACGAUACAACCUUCAUCAACUACACCGAGAACAUGCUGGAGGGCUACCCGCAAUACGAGAGCCGCUUGCGUGAGUCAGCUAAGCGCAUCAUCAAGACGAAGCUGAAGCUGGGUCUGUACGACACGCCAGUCCCUGGUGCGGAGUUUGAAUUCCAAGUGGGUAACGACGAAGAUAAGGCGGUGGCACUGGACCUGGCACGCGAGUCGAUCGUGCUGCUAAAGAACAACGAGAGUGUAUUGCCGCUGGCUAAGGAGGCGUCGGUGUUUCUCACUGGCCACUCGGCUGACAACGUUGGCCACCAGUGCGGUGGAUGGAGCAUUGCGUGGCAAGGAUACUCGGGCAACGAGAUGUUCCCGAACGGUGUCUCGGUCCGCCAGGGCUUUGAGAUCCUGGUCGGCAACGGCUCGUUCACGUUCUUCAAUGGUCUUUACGACAACGGGUCAUACUCCGAAGCUGAUCUCGCGAAGGCUGUGGAGCUGGCUGGCCAGCACGAGUACACCAUCGCUGUCAUCGGCGAGAAGCAGUACACUGAGAAGCCCGGAGACAUUGACGAUCUGGCACUGCCUGCAGGACAAAUUGAGUACGUGGAGGCUCUCGCAGCCACGGGCACGAAGGUCAUUGUUGUCUUGUUCGAGGGUCGCCCUCGUCUCCUUGGCUCUCUUCCGGACACUGCUAGCGCCAUUAUUGACGGUUUGCUGCCGUGUGAGCUGGGCGGCCAAGCGAUGGCCGAGAUCAUCUAUGGUGAGGUGAACCCGAGUGGAAGGCUCCCGAUCACGUACCCGAAGGACCCAGCAAACAUUGCCAUCCCGUACUACCACCGCGUGAACACGCAGUGCGCCUACGACCACUGCUGGAUGCAAUGGGACUUCGGUGCCGGACUUAGCUACACCGAGUUCAACUACUCGGCAGUGACUUUGGAUACGACCAAGAUCACCAGCGCAGACGCGACUGUCACUGCUAAGGUGACUGUAACGAACGUUGGCACUCGUGCUGGCAAGGAGACGGUCAUGCUGUUCCUUACGCAGCCGUACCGAACGAUCUCGGUCCCCGAAGUUAAGAUGCUGAAGAAGUUCAAGAAGAUUGAGCUGCAGGCGGGCGAGUCCCAGGAGGUCUCGUUUGCACUGUCUGUGGACGACUGGAGCGUGUACGACCCGCAGAUCGGCAAGGGCUUCAAGAAGGUGACGGAGGACAGUACCUACGUUGUGGCUAUCAAGCCCGACACCUGGUGCAACGUGUACAAGAAGAUCACUAACCCGCUGUGUGCCGUGUUCUCGAUCGACACUGGACGCGACAACUUCGGCCUCCCCCCUCCGGUCGUGAAUGUUACUACGAUCGCCCCUCCUGUUGACACCGCGGGCGUUAGCACCUCGGAACCGCCUGCUGCUGAUGUUGGCACUGGAACCGUGGAGGCGGCAACCUACUAA
Messenger RNA from Phytophthora sojae, 2295 nucleotides. RefSeq names its product family 3 putative glycosyl hydrolase. Bases 1 to 2295 code for a protein of 764 amino acids. The record is from RefSeq and is a predicted model, not a curated record. Gene Ontology annotation, molecular function: beta-glucosidase activity. NCBI's taxonomy places the organism in Eukaryota, Oomycota, Peronosporomycetes, Peronosporales, Peronosporaceae. The transcript has a single exon. Gene Ontology annotation, biological process: glucan catabolic process.